GUAAACCCAUAUCAGAUAAUCUGUUUACAGCCGCAGCGCAUUAUAAUUGUAGCCUCCUGCAUAACAAUUAUGGAUCUGCACCAAUCAUUCAUCAGACGUCUUUCGGGGACAGUAGAUUCGAGAUUGUGAAACGAAAUACAAUAAUUGUGUGUGUUGUUGUGUCUAUCGCCAUACGCACAGAGAAGACUUAUAAACCACGUGAUAGUAUAAAUUGAGUGGUCGUAUAAACAGUUAUAAUAAAUAAUAAGUAUUCCUUAUUGGCAUUUUUAUUAUAGCAAAAUAGAUAGCCUAUCUAAACAAUGCUUAUUAUUUUUUGGCCCUAAAACGAAAAGCAAUACAGCAGUCCUCUGAUACAUGGGCCAGGGCGUCAGAAUAACACCUGGUAGGUCUGAUAAUCAGGAUGAAAUGGGAUUCCAUCUACCAAUUGCAAUCCUUAUCCUCAUCCACUGGGCCUGGCCUGCUGCUCUGAGGACUUCAAACGCCUGGCCCGCGCCCGCAUGGACAAUCUAAGCCCCGGCCGCCGCGCAGGCGUCGCCAGUGGUGGACAGUGGUGGAGGCUUUGUACUUUUACGAAGUAAAAGUACAAUAAAAGAGGCUUUGUACUUAAAUCGUACUUUUUACUCCAUUCGAAAAAAACAUGUCGUUCCUUUCAACGUUCCUUUCCAAGACAUGCAUGCUGUGUGUGUGUGUGUGUGUGUGUGUGUGUGUGUGUGUGUGUGUGUGUGUGUGUGUGUGUGUGUGUGUGUGUGUGUGUGCGUGUGUGCCUGCGCGUGCCCCCUGUGCGUGUGAACGUGAUUGUGGGCACGUGUGUGUCUGUCUGCGCUUGGCCCCUGCGCGCGAGGGUGUGUGUGUGUGUGUUUGUUUGUGUGUGUGUGUGUUUGUUUGUGCGUUUCUGCGAGUGUGUCUCUCUGAGCGUUGCCCCUGCGCGUGUGUGUGUAAGUGCGUGUGUGUGUGUCGGUGUGCGCAGCAUGCGUGACCAUAGACAAUAAAGUGACAGAUCCAAAAGUGUACCGAUCAGAACAAAUCGUGAUUCGUGCAGUUUGGGCGGGUUUCUCCCAACUUUGCUUUUGUCCUCGUGUGUCUGUUUAGCCUUCGAAUUUCACUGUCACGUUUGACGUUUAUAGAUAACACACAAUAAUGGAAGAAGCGCCAGAUAUUGAAAUUGAGCCCCCAUGGCCAUAUUUAAGCAAACUAUUUGAAGUAGUGCCUUUUUUAAGAAGCAUACGAUUUCCUCUUUCAAGAAUUCGCCGUCCAAUCUAAUAGGUAAUCAUGAUAAUUUCAAAUUAUAUCAGUACCAGAAAUCACAAAUAGAAAACAUUGUGUUGGUGGGGUUUCUUUUAACCUUAAAUUAGUGUAUAAAGGACAUAGCAAGACAUUGGAAUUACAUUACACCAAAUUACUUUUACUUUUGAUACUUAAGUACAAUUAUAGCCAAGUACUUUUAUACUUUUACUCAAGUCGACGUUUAAAGUCCACUUUUACUGGAGUAAUAUUUCAACCUCAACUUUUGCUCAAGAACGUGGUCUGAGUACUUCGUCCACCACAGGUCGUCUCAUCCUCACCAGUGGUAGCCCUCGGUUGGGUGACAACACAGAACGAUAUAGACACUGAAUACAUGAUAAAACCAAGACUCGAGGUGUCCUUCACUGAGAUCUUCCAUUGUUAAAUCUGAUUCGUCGAGACAGACAUUUGAUCGUCGAAUCGUAUAUAUUAUUUUAUUUAUGCGUCUCGAUAAUGCAUCAUUUUUUGGGGACUUUGGUAUGGUUUAAAUGGUGAAAAUAAUGCAUUGCUGAAUAGGGUGCAGUGCCUUCACUCAAUGAUCAACCAUAUAAUAAACUCCAUCUAUGAAGACAGAGGGCCCUAUUUUAACGGUCUGAAACGCAAAUCAGAGUUGCUUGGCGAUGUCGCUAUUUUUCCGCUAUUUUACCGGCACAAAAAAUUACUCUUGCGCCCAGCGCAAAUCUAAAAAGGGUUGGUCUGAAGUAGCCUAAUUACCCGUAGGUGUGGUUUGGGCGUAACAUGCAACAAACCAAUGAGAGUGCCAGCUCCCAUCCCCUUUAAGAGCCAUGAGCGCAUUUGAAUCAAGUUAAUAAGUUAAUAUUUUGACAGCGCGUCUGCAGUCUCCGAUGAGACAGAUACACAUGAAUUUCAAACUUCAAAUGGCUCAGUCUAUGGCCAAAUAUGAUGGCCUAAUUCACACAUGGAAUAAGGUUUUCUUCCACAACUUCAGAAAUACUGAGUCCUCAAAUAAAUUUCGGCAAAGAAAACUCUAAUUAAUGGUAGCGCAAUACAUUAUAAACAUUGUUUCUUAUCAGUAUUGCAUGCAUCAUCGUUAUCGACUUGUGUUCCUAAUAUGCAUGUGUCCCCCCGUUAAUAUACAUUGCCCUGGACUGUAUUAUGCGUUACGUGUUUAGUUUGCGUGUGUUUAAACAGAUGGACGCACACAUGCGCGCCCGCAUUCAUUAAUUAUUUUACACAUACACACACGCGCGCACGCAUUCAUUCAUUCUUUUUAACACUCACUCGCGGUAAAACAAUGUUUUCUCACGAUCAAAUACUCAUCAAUCCUAAAAGUUAUGGGCAUGUACACGAUUUCUGUGUCAAGAAAAUAUGUGUUUGCUGUACGGUGUUUGCAGAUGCAUUGAUUUAAAAGUACAACUUAUUACCGCUGUAUCAGCUGUUAUUUACCAAAUAAUUUACCAAGAAUUUGUGGCGAGGUAGAUGAGAGAAGCAAAGUGUAUGCACGAGGUGCACAUGCAACAUUAUGCAUGCGCCCUUAAAAUAGCAUCUGAACAACGCCCCACUGACUUUAAACCAAGUAUUUCCUGGUUUGUGGCGCAAGUGGUUUCUGAAACUGCACCAGGGAAUGUUUGCACCAGAACACAUCUCCUCCUUUCGCCGAACUGCCCCAUGGGGCGCAGGAUCAUUCCCUAAUUUACCUACGAGUGGCGCAGGAGGGAAAAUAACGCUCUACGCCAGUUGCAAACAAGCAACGACACAUGUGCCAGUGAUUAAGUUAAUUGCGCCGGAUGCAAGAUAGGACCCAUAGAGUUUAUUGAACUCCAACGAUAAAGAAAAUGAGGAAAGCGUUUCACUCAGAAUUUUCAAAUACUUGUGGAUGAUUUCAGUGUAUAGAACAAAUUUGGCACCAAUUUCAAUUGAGCAGACUGGCGAAACUGCACUACCGAGUACCAAUGGAGAUAAUGCGCCAGAAAAGGUUUUGAAUUGCUUUAUUCCCCUGAUAUUUUAUAACCUACUAGACUACUUCAAAGACCAAAGUAAUUGUAUAGUGCAAGUGUCAAUAGACAGAGUGGUUAUCAAACAAAGAAUAAGGACACUAUUGAAAUUAAAACAGCAAAUUGGACUUCAACCCCCACAAAAGAACAUCACAUGACUGACAAGCUUUUCCUUUUAGAAUCGAGUAAUCAUUUGGUAUAACACUACUGAAUAAACUAGACUCAGGAAAAAAAUAUUAAGCACUAAUCUACAAAUCCAAUAACUUAACCUUUCUAAGUUCUUAACAUCAGGACAUGAAAUGUUCUGAAAGAAAUUAAACAGAAAUGUGUCUCCAAAGAAGACAACAUUUUCCCCAAGAGAUGCUUUCAUAACUCCAGACAGGACAUGACAUGAGCGUCUGCCUCUGCCCAUGUAACAGAUAGACAAUCGCCCCGGGCCAUAUUUUCUAAGGACGUGUGAGGCAGCGACUGGGAUCCGUACACUUUCUGUACAUAGACUCAUCUCGCAUUGUAAAUGCUUACCCUUGUAUUUUCGAGAGAGAUCAUCUGUUAUCCGUGACGCGCAGACAUCCAGGUGGCUGUGAGAAAAAGGACAUUGCGAAUCUGCAGAGUUCUUUGACAUGUUGGAGAAGAUGCAGGAUGACUACAUACCCUACCCACGAAUAGAAGAUGUCCUGGAGAAGGGGGGUCCGUACCCGCAGGUCAUCCUGCCCCAGUUUGGGGGCUACUGGAUCGAGGAUGCUGAGGCGCCUGUGGGUACCCCCACCUCGUCCGAGUCCAGCUUCUGUGAGGAGGAGGAGGUGGAGGACGGCGGUGGAGGAAGUGGGGGCAGCCCUGGCGCCGGUCACGGGUACCGCUUGGAGUGUAACGGCACUGCGCGCGCCUACCGCAAACACUUCCUUGGCAGGGAGCACAUGAACUACUACUGCACCGGCAGCAGUAUAGGACACCUCAUCAUGUCGCUGAAACAAGAGGAGGCGGAGAGCCAGGAGUUUUUGCGUAUCAUGCUCAGGGCGAGAACCAAGACUGUCCACGACAGGAUUUCUCUGGCAGGCCUCAGCCAGCUGCCCAGCGUACCUCAGAUAGCCAAGCUCCUGUGCGAUGACGCCACGGGCCUGAAGUUCAGCCCGGUCCUUUACCCCAGGGGUUCCCAGUUGAUAGUGGCUUAUGAUGAACAUGAGCUCAACAACACCUUCAAGUUUGGGGUCGUCUACCAGAAAUUUGGACAGACGUCAGAGGAGGAAUUGUUUGGAAACAAUGAGGAAACGCCAGCUUUCCGGGAGUUUCUGGAUGUUCUGGGAGAAAACAUUGAGCUGCAGGACUUUAAAGGGUUCCGUGGGGGGCUGGACGUGUCCCAUGGACAGACGGGCAUGGAGUCGGUCUACACAGUCUUCAGACAGCGAGAUAUCAUGUUCCACGUCUCCACCAAGCUUCCCUACACUGAGGGGGAUGUGCAGCAGCUCCAGAGGAAAAGACACAUAGGAAAUGACAUUGUGGCGGCCAUCUUCCAGGAAGAUGCCACUCCGUUCGUCCCGGACAUGAUCGCCUCCAACUUCCUGCAUGCCUACGUUCUGGUUCAGGUCCAGGACCCAUGCACGGAAAACACCAUGUACAAGGUGUCCGUCACAGCCAGGGAAGACGUUCCACCUUUCGGACCUCCCCUCCCUAACCCGGCUGUCUUCAGGAAGGGUCCCGAGUUUCGAGACUUCCUGCUGACGAAGCUGAUCAAUGCAGAAAAUGCCUGCUACAAGUCAGACAAAUUUGCCAAACUAGAGGGCCGAACGCGGGCUGCAUUGCUGGACAACCUCCAUGAUGAGCUACACAGACAGAGCCAGGCCACGCUGGGCGUGAGCGUGGCUGGCGACGACGACCGGCUGGAGAACGGCGGUCACGGAGGACUGCUGGAGUCCUUCAAGAGGGCCAUGCGUGUGCGGAGCCACUCCAUGGAGACCAUGGUAGGGCCACAUCGCCACCGCAGCCCCGGGGUGGGCGGCGGGGUCCCGGCCAGCCUCAGCGGGGGGGUGCUGCCCCAGAGCUCCAGCGAGCUGACCAAAAGCACCUUCAAUCCUCCGGUGAUGUCGGCCAAGUCCCCGCUAAAGAGCCCCGUGAAGCGGCGCUCCGGCCUCUUCCCCCGCCUCCACUCCAGUACGGAGAACCCCUCGGACAGACAGUCGCGCAGUGACCAGAAGCACCCGGAGGGCUGCUCGCUGUCACAGGAAAUGAGGUCAGAGACGUCCUCCAAUCCCAGCUCGCCGGAGGUCUGCCCCAACAAAGAGAGGCCCUUUGUGAAGCAGAAGGAGUGCAGCAGCCUCAGUGGAAGCACAGGGAGCAGGCCCAACAUCUCCCGCUCCUCCUCCAGCACCAGCAGCUUCAGCAGCACCACCGCCGAGACGGAGGCCCUGGAGGAGCUGGACAUAGCCAGCCAUGCCUCCAUGGCCUCCUCCCUGGUCUUCAGCCCGUGCCUCAGCACAGACAGCCAAGGAACCAGCACCCCGGUCAUCAUGUGCCGCAGUCCAACAGAUGUGAAAACUAAGACGUCUCCCAGGUCAAAUUUGAAGUUUCGAUUUGACAAGCUGAGCCACUCCUCUACGUCUGAUUAGACAGAUGAAGCGGAACUACAGACUGUUUCUCAACAUUGGGAAACAACAAGGCUCAAGGAGCUAUCCUAGCGUUCAACAAACAAAAGAGUACCACAGACGACUGUAUAAGCCCACUGUCAACGCACUUCACUAAGCCAAGCGGCAUCCCUCUGAGAGACGGACGCACCGUCUGUACGCAGGGGGUCUGCUGGUGAAUACUGUGAGAGUAUAUUCAAGACAAACUGUAGCGCAAGUGUCGCUUUUAUCCUUAGCUACAGAUAUCAAUGUUAAUGCCUAACUGAUGGUAUCGCCACAGGCUGCUUUCCAGUUGCCAAUAAAACUGUCGUUGUUCACACAUACAAACAAGCCAUUUGUCAACUGUGAGUGUGGAAUGGGCAGGACUGUCUAGCCUAGAGGUACGCAAACAGGGGAUUUACGGAUCAAUUAAGGAGAGACUAUGGCUGAACUGUUACUUGUCGUGUUAAAUGUGGAUUAAUUUAUACAAAUAACAAAUGCUAUAUCAACUACAAAAACACCAGAAGAAUCAACUUUUUCCUUUGUCUCCCUGUAAUGGUAUAUCAGAAAGAAUCCCAAUAUAAAAACAUCCCAAAACGAUACCAUACAUAACACCCAUACUUGCUUAUAUAACACACAUACAGUACACACACCAUACAUGAUCUACACAAACACACACUGUAGCAUACUGCACAGAAGCAGCACUUCUUCCUAACCCCCUAGCCCUUUCCCCUGGCCUAUCUGAAGACCUUUAGCUCUUUGUGAGCCUCCAAGUGGUCCGGUUCUGUUUGUGACAUCAUGAGUACAGUGAACCUCACACUCAUGAUGUAAAAUACAUAACCUAAAAUACGCUUAUUGCUUGUGCAACAUAAUUGAAGUACCCUUUCAUGGAGGUUCUUUAGGAAGGAGGGAGUCUGUUAGUGCUCAUCAAAUCAAUAGCUAUCUUAAAACUAUACAAUCCAUCCUAUUGUGCCAUUACCUUAUUUUAGCCAAAGUUGCGCCUUACAAUCUAUCUAAAAACACACUUUCAGCAUUGGUCUCGUCUCUCUCUCUCCCUUGCUCCCUUCCUCUUUUGCUUCUCAUUUAGGAAGUAGAGGUACAUUUGGACCUGGUCGUAGUACUUGUGAGAGUUUAGCACGAAAUAUGCUGCAGAUCCUCGUUGCACAUUCUGAAACCAUGUUAGGAAAAUACAUCCCAAAUGCAGCUAUACGUACUUGUAUCUGUGUUAAUGUUUGAUGUAAUCUUUGCAGUUCUACUCGACCCACCACGUGGGAGAGUUGAACUUGAUGUGGCAUUCUAUGGUUUUUCGACCAGAUUGAACAUCUGUCUAAAACACCGGACUUGGGAGCUUUAAUAGAAGCACAUAGGAUCAUGCAUAUUAACGCUUUGUGAGUUUUAAGCUAAGCUCAACAUUUCUCUGAACAGAUUUGCAAAAGGCAAUUGCGGGCGACUACGGAAGAAAAAAACAGAAUAGUGAAUAGCUCUGGAGUGCAGUCUCGUUUAACCCCGAGGGGUGUAUAAUAAACAUUGCAAGCACAAGCAGCAAAGGAAGGGGAAAGCUAUUUUCGUAAUUUGACCAAAUAACUCAAAAAAUUAUUUGAGAAAUACAGAUUCCGAGGCAGGCUACAAUAAUUGUGAAAUAAUUCACUGUUUCUUUCAGAGAGGGUUAAUCACUUCCUCCCUCAGGGAAGUAGGCCUGCGAGAGUAAUUUUAAAGGAAACGGCUGCUGACUAGGAAGUGUAGGUUCUGUCCUUUCUGGAGAAGUACUCAACAAGCAAACAGUCCCAGAUAGCAACACUGUUUGUGUGUACACAUGUAUACACACUGAAGGCCUCUUUGUUUUAUUAUUGUCCACAGUAGAGGUUACAAUUUUGAACAGCAGGUGAGAAUAGGAGCAAUUGACGAAUAACAAGUCCUAUGUCUUUAUCAUUGUAGCGGGUAUUGCCUACACAGCCUUCUCUCUGUAAUUUAUUCAGUUAUGCCUUUUGUUGCAUUGAUGUCAUGUAAAAUAAAUGUAACUGCUGAGUAUGCUAAUGAAAGAUAUUAACGAAAUAAUUAAAUAUACAUUAAUUUAUUAGAGGCCUAAAAAAUGUAUAUGUAUAUUUGGUUAUGUAAUGUGCCAUUGAGAGUUUAUUCUGAAAUAAAAUGUUGUAUUUUG
Messenger RNA from Gadus macrocephalus (Pacific cod), 7988 nucleotides. RefSeq names its product RAP1 GTPase activating protein 2a (gene rap1gap2a). The coding region runs from base 3857 to 5836 and encodes 659 amino acids. The transcript is spliced from 22 exons. Gene Ontology annotation, biological process: regulation of small GTPase mediated signal transduction; activation of GTPase activity. Gene Ontology annotation, cellular component: cytoplasm; plasma membrane. NCBI's taxonomy places the organism in Eukaryota, Metazoa, Chordata, Actinopteri, Gadiformes, Gadidae. Gene Ontology annotation, molecular function: GTPase activator activity. The record is from RefSeq and is a predicted model, not a curated record.